Molecule: messenger RNA, 648 nt
Organism: Ziziphus jujuba (common jujube)
Lineage: Eukaryota; Viridiplantae; Streptophyta; Magnoliopsida; Rosales; Rhamnaceae
Exons: 3
Coding region: 1-501 (166 amino acids)
Source: RefSeq, a predicted model, not a curated record
AUGGCCAGCGACGAAUUCAGAUUGGUGUCGCCGGACAUAGGCAACGAAGGGAGGUUGCCGAGGAAGUACACCGGAGAAGGUCAAGGUGCGAAGAAGAACAUAUCUCCUCCUUUGGAGUGGUACAACCUUCCACCUGGCACCAAGACCCUCGCUCUUGUCGUCCAGGAUCUCGAUGCGCCGGAGCCGGACGGUCCGAUCGUGCCCUGGACUCAUUGGGUGGUGGUUAAUAUCCCGGCUACGGUGAAACGGCUGCCGGAGGGUUUCUCGGGGAAGGAGGAGGAGUUGGGUGGUGAGUAUGCUGGGAUUAAAGAAGGUAAUAAUGACUGGAAGGUUCCAGGCUGGCGUGGACCAGUUUUGCCCGUUCAUGGUCAUAGAUUCGAGUUCAAGCUCUAUGCACUCGAUGAUGAAAUAGAUGUCGGUAACAAGGUUACCAAGGAGAAGCUGUUGGAGGCAAUUGAAGGGCAUGUGUUAGGAGAAGCAGUUCUUAUGGCCAUCUUCUGAUAUCAUUUUUGUAUUGUGGAUUAUGAAAGAUUAUCAUGUACUGUUUUUUUUUUUUUUUUUGAAUGUGGCAUCAAUGAACAUUCUAUAAGUUCAAAAAUAUUUUCUUUCCAUCAAACUACUUUUAUAUGUAACUUUCUUUCUUUCUCA